Molecule: messenger RNA, 513 nt
Organism: Camelina sativa (false flax)
Lineage: Eukaryota; Viridiplantae; Streptophyta; Magnoliopsida; Brassicales; Brassicaceae
Source: RefSeq, a predicted model, not a curated record
CUCACUUCUUCUAGUCAUCAAUCUCCGGUAGCUUCUGUUCCUUGGAACUUUCUAGAAUCUUUUCCUCAGUUUGAUCAACGUCCUGAUCAUCCUUCUAAACCCCCAAACCUUACCUUGUUCCUCAAAGAACCAAAGCUUCUAGAACUUUCUCAGUCCGAUAGCAACAUGAUCCCUUACCAUAAAUACAUCCCAAACUCUCUUUAUCAAUCAGAUCAAACCAGAAACGAGUGGGUAGAGAUCAAUAAAACUCUAACCAACUAUCCCUCAAAAGGGUUUGGAAACUAUUGGUUAAGUACCACCAAGACUCAGCCCAUGAAGUCAAAAACAAGAAAGGUUGUUCAGACGACGACACCAACAAAGCUGUAUAGAGGAGUGAGACAAAGACACUGGGGCAAAUGGGUCGCAGAGAUUAGGCUACCAAGGAACAGAACCCGUGUUUGGUUAGGCACUUUUGAAACCGCUGAGCAAGCCGCGAUGGCUUACGACACAGCAGCUUAUAUCCUGCGAGGCGAA